UAAAAGCGCAAUUGGAAUUGAAGGAGCGCAGACUUGACUGUUGAUGUCGCGAAAGGGAGUUCACACUAAAUAGAGAAUCUCCCGUAGGUACACACACUCAGAGAACAUCAGCGCAGAGUUAAGGAUUCUAUUGCCUAAUGUUGGAUUGUUGCCAUUGAUGCGCUAACCAAUCAACAUUACAAGUUAUACAAUAAAUUAUACUCUGAAAGAACUAAGUGAUUCUCGAGGAAGGGGGUCAGUCUGUGUGAAUCUAGGAGCGGACCCGACGUUUUCCCAGACAAGAUAACGAUGUCUGGCUCUUAUUGCAAAAGUUUAUACUCCUUCAGCGGGGACCAACAUCAACAGGGUUUGACUUUCGAAGUGGGAGAAAUCAUAAGGAUAGUUCAUCCGUUGCCUGGCGGCUGGUGGGAAGGAGAGCUGGAUGGAGUCAGGGGAUGGUUUCCAUCAAGUUAUGUUCAAGUCUUAGAGAAAACUGCGUCUAUGACCUCACUGCCGGUUGAGGACGUCGGAGAGCCUCUCCCUCAACACUGGAAGUGCUACAUGUCACCACAGGGGCGGCGCUACUAUGUCAACACCUCCAGCAACGAGACAACAUGGGAGAGACCUUCCAGGGUACCUGGGACACCCAGCACCCCUCUGAAACACAAGAACUCACUACCUACAGUGAAUGGGUUUCGCACCAGUGGUAGUCCGUUGCAUCAGAAUGAACAUUCCCAUAUCAGUCUGGUCAAAAAGCCUAGUUUAGAACCACAGAGUCCAUGUCCUACAUCACCCACCAGGUGGCAGAGCAAAGAGACUACCAUCACAAUUAACUGUGUAACGUUCCCCCUCCCUAUGAGUACACCUGAACAGCAGCUGUUGAAGCCAGAUGAGUGGAGCUACUGUGAUUACUUCUGGACGGAUAAGAAGGACCCUCAGGGGACAAGCUGUAUCUCAGGGUUUGAGGUCUUACUGCAGAAACAGCUGAAGGGGAAGCACAUGCAGAAAGAGAUGGCUGAGUUUAUACGAGAAAGGAUAAAGAUUGAAGAGGAAUAUGCCAAGAACCUCGCCAAGCUAUCGCAGAUUCCCCUCGCAGGACAGGAAGAAGGUACUCUUGGGGAAGCCUGGGCUCAGCUAAAGAAGAGUCUGGCUGACGAGGCCGAGGUUCACCUCAAGUUCUCCUCUAAGCUCCAGAGCGAGGUGGAGAAGCCUCUGUUGACGUUCAGAGAGAACUUUAAGAAGGACAUGAAGAGGUUCAAUCAUCACAUCGCAGAACUACGGAAACAGCUGGUUGGACGACACUCAGCCGUGGAGAAGGCCCGUAAGGCUCUAGCGGACAGACAGAAGGACUUGGACGUGAAGACCCAGCAGCUGGAGAUCAAACUAAGCAACAAGAUGGAGGAAGACAUCAAGAAGGCUCAGCGGAAAUCCACACAAGCAGGAGACGACCUGAUGCGCUGUGUGGACCUUUACAACCAGUCGCAGUCCAAAUGGUUUGAGGAGAUGGUGACCACAAGCCUGGAGCUGGAGAGGCUGGAGGUAGAGAGGGUGGAGAUGAUACGACAGCAUCUGUGUCAGUACACCACCUUACGGCAUGAGACUGACAUGUUUAACCAGAGUACGAUGGAGCCAGUGGAUCAGCUGCUACAGAGUGUGGACCCAGCUAGAGACAGAGAGCUCUGGGUCCAGGAGCAGAAGACAGGAGACAUCAGGCCUGUGGACAUUGAGAUAUAACACACCUCGUUCCCAGGGGUCACACACAUGUGGAUCCACAAGCCUGGAUCUUUACGAGGGCUUCAAUGUCAACUUUGAGAUAUUAUAGACAUCCUGAGAAAUCUGGAUGACUCGCUCCACAGCUCCACAGACAAAAGUCUGCUCUUUAGAGAGCGAGCACCACCACCAGAAAGUGUUCAUUAUGACCUAGAGGAUUCUAUAUGGUAGACAGACAGUGUUCAUUGUGACCUAGAGGA
Oncorhynchus mykiss (rainbow trout) is the source of this 1949-nucleotide messenger RNA. RefSeq names its product growth arrest-specific protein 7. The record is from RefSeq and is a predicted model, not a curated record. Gene Ontology annotation, cellular component: clathrin-coated pit; clathrin-coated vesicle; cytoplasm. NCBI's taxonomy places the organism in Eukaryota, Metazoa, Chordata, Actinopteri, Salmoniformes, Salmonidae. Gene Ontology annotation, biological process: clathrin-dependent endocytosis; clathrin coat assembly; neuron projection morphogenesis. Gene Ontology annotation, molecular function: protein binding.